Molecule: messenger RNA, 2892 nt
Organism: Diaporthe batatas
Lineage: Eukaryota; Fungi; Ascomycota; Sordariomycetes; Diaporthales; Diaporthaceae
Exons: 4
Coding region: 1-2892 (963 amino acids)
Biological process (GO): DNA alkylation repair; DNA repair
Cellular component (GO): nucleus
Molecular function (GO): dioxygenase activity
Source: RefSeq, a predicted model, not a curated record
AUGGCAUCUUGUCGCGACUUGCUUGAGAAUACCCAUGUCGCCUUUUGUUGCAUCGUCAUGUCUCUCCUUCCCAUCAAUCCCGCCGACUUUCCGGACGUGCCUACCAAGAAGGCACUGAUAGCCAUCGACUUUCAGAACGAUUUCUUGGCUGAUGAUGGCGCACUGCCUGUCAGCCAACCGGAUGGCAUGAUUGCCAAUGUCCUCAGGCUGGCCGACGCCGUUCGGAACUCCGGCUAUGGUGAGGUGGUUUGGGUCCGCAGCCAGUUUGACACCAGCCGCGCGGUUGGCGAGCAGCAGAUGAUGGCCGCCGACCACCCUCAGCUGCCAAACAGACCAGGAGGCUCCGCGGCGGCUGCGGCUGCCCGAGCCCGAGCCUCCCGCCUAUCGCCGGGGCCCGCUGCGACCCCGGAAGCCGACCCGGAGGCCUUUCUUAGCGAAGUGAACGGGCAGAGCGCUCAGGCAAAACCGCAGUGUGUCCGGAAAGGCACCAAGGGCGCGGAGCUUUUCCCUGAACUGGCAGCAGCUAAGGGCCCGAGGGAUUAUGCCAUGACCAAGACAUAUUACUCGGCCUUCCAGUCUGGACAGCUUCUGCAACUUCUCAGGAGGCAUUUCGCGACCGAACUCUACAUCUGCGGGGCCUUGUCUAAUGUCAGUGUCUAUGCGACGGCACUGGCGGCGAGUAGCUAUGGAUUUGAUAUCACCAUCGUGGAGGACUGCUGUGCUUACCGUAGCGAGGCAAGACAUUUGAACGCGACGAGAAAACUGGCCGAGAUGACCGGUUGCGAGUUCGCAACAGUCGCCGAAAUCGUGCCUACCCUACGACCGAGACCGCAGUCAAAAACUGAUCGCGGCGGCGAUGGCAGGGAACAGGCUCGGUCCCAGCAAGGGCAUAACCAAACCGUGCCGGUAAAAACGAAACCCGUCAACAUGGACAAGGCAGAUUUCGUCCCCUCUGAAGGACUACUGACGGCCGAGACGCCUGUUAACCAAAGGACGGGCCCUUAUCCUGCUGGCACCAACAAAGAGUCCAAGGUUCCAGAGGAUCCAGCAGACAGUUCCACUGGCUCGGUGCCAAGUACCGAUGCAUCCAACGAGGCCGAGAAGCUUUGCGAAGGCGAUACGUCCAUGAUUCACUCGUUCCUCCCAGACUCGCUCACCCCCGGCCUCUUCGAGCGACUGUGCUCUGAAGUUUACUUCCAGAAGAUGAUGCAUCAAGGUGGUGAGGUGCCACGUUUCGUCGCCGUGCAGGGCGAAAUACUGGAAGAUGGCACGCAGCCCAUCUACCGACACCCUAGCGACGAGACACCACUUUGUGUACCGUUCACACCAGCCGUUGAAGCCAUUCGGACGCAGGUUGAGGCCAAAGUAGGCCACAAGGUCAACCACGUGUUGAUUCAAUGCUAUCGAAACGGGAACGAUUAUAUCAGUGAGCAUAGUGACAAGACCCUGGAUGUCGCUCCCGGCUCUUACAUAGCGAAUGUGAGCUUGGGCUCAGAGAGGACCAUGGUCUUCAGGAAGAAGCGAGAUGCUUCGACCGAGAAGGAACCUCCUGCUAAAGAAGACAAGGAGAGAUCUCCGCCACCUGCGGCAACCGACGAAGCGGUGGCACCUGCUAUCGGAGAAGAGCCGUCGCCAUCCAAACGACAGACCGUCCGCUGCCGUAUGCCACACAACUCGCUUAUCCGAAUGGGUCUUGCCACAAACAGCAAGUGGCUGCAUGGCAUCCGACCCGACAAGCGGCCCACCUCACAGAAGACCGACGCCGAACUUGCUUUUGGCGGAUAUCGCAUUAGCCUGACCUUCCGCCACAUCGGUACAUUUCUGUCUCCUACGGAAGAUGUCGAUGAACCGGUCAUCUGGGGCCAAGGUGCCGUGUCAAAAACCAGGGAUGGAGCCAGACCGGUCGUCAAUGGGCAGACACCAGAAGCUGUUACCAUGCUGAAAGCUUUUGGAAAGGAGAACCACUCCAGCGAGUUCAAUUGGAAGGAAACUUAUGGCGCCGGAUUUGACGUCCUGCACAUGAAGGCGGCACCACGAUACUUUGGCUGCGGCGACACGAUGGUGGAUGGACGCGUCAAGAUCAUGCUAGCCGAGCUAGGGGUUAACUAUGCGCAUGGCUCUAUCGGUACCGGAAAACGGAACAAGUCCCGUCAUGGUGAUGCAACAGAUGUUGUGCCGGUGAAGUUUGUCCUGGACGAUUCUGACCGGACGACCAUCACUGGCGACGUGGCCAUCAUGCUCUACCUCGACGCGCGGUACCCCAAGAAAAAGGGCAACGAGGCCUACAUGGCUAGGAUAUUUACUCGCUUCCAAGCCGCGAUCGCCCUGGGCCAGAAGUGGACAGCCCUCAAGAUGGGGGGUGCCCUCGCCCCCGAUAUUCCCAACGAGGAGAAGGUCAGCCUGAUCUCGGAUUUCGCGAGGGCCAACUACGUCCAGUUCAACGACUGGAUGGCCGAGAACCUCUUCCCGCUAUGGGGUGACGGUGCCGGCGACGAGCACGGCGACAUGUUCUUCGCGGGCAACAGCGACGGCCAGCCGCCGCAGCCCACCAUAGCCGACUACGCCUUGUGGCCCGUCCUGUACGACAUCACCGAGACGUGGAGGGCGGCGGACCCCCGGUUCGAGCAGUCCUGGACCCAGCGCGCGCGAUACACAGCCCUCGAGAAGUACUGGGUCGACUUCGCGGGGCGCAAGAGCGUUGUCAAGGUCUUUGGCUUGGAUGUCGCCUGGCUCUCCGCGCCUGGCUCGAUCCCUGCUUCGGACAAGAGCCAGCUGGACAAGGAGCCAGCAAUACGUGAGCACAGGCCGAACGACGAAGACGUGAAAGGAAAAGAAAAAGAAAAGGCGGGUACAGAAAAUUCUGGGUCCAAGGAAAAAGAAGAGGAAAAGUGA